CCGAUUCUGCAGCCUCCCUCAUCUUACUACUGCCGGGCAUCUUCUUUUACCCAAUUAAAUACCGCUUAAGUUCUUAAUGCCGACGUCUGUCAUUCUCUUUCCGUCGAUGUUGUCGACUAAAAUUUUCUUUUGGGUUGAAUAUUGCCACCAAAAAAAUGUUGGAUCUAAUUUAUAAGACUUUCUUUUGAUGAGAACUUGCCGUGGGUGGUAUAUUGGGUUGGAAAUCAGGGAUUGAGGUUUCAAACAUUUUUAUAUUUCUGACUUUCUUUAUUUAAAUUUUAUUCUUGGUGUAUUCUUUGUUUUGUUGGUUAGUGAACUAUCAAGAAUGGUUUGGGGGCUAGUAAUGGCUUUUCUGAGAAUAAGUGUGGGUGAGUUUCGGCGACGUUGAUGAUGAUGAAUUAGUGUGGCCUUUUACUUCAAAAAAGAAAUAUAAAUUGGGUUUGAAUAUAAUAAAAAUAAUAAUAGUAUGUUAUUAAAAAUAUAAGAAAAUAUGAUAUAUCCCAAGAAAGAACAAAGCAACAGAAAAUUAAACUAAUUAUUAGAGAAAGAAAUGAAAGAUUGAUAUGGAAAUUGAAAUUAUUGUCAGAAAAAGAAAUAAAAGAUGGAAAGGGACAAAUAAUUUUUUUUCUGAGAUCCAAGGGCAAAUAAAUAAUUUAUGAUGAUUCCGCUAGAGGUCAGUUAGCUCCAUCUACUCCCGUCCAUUUAACACAUUUCGGCAAAGCAUGAGGGGGUUGUCGUGUGCUUUUAAAACCAUAGGGGGGUUCUUGUGCGGUUUCAGAAAGCACAGGGGGUUCUCGUGUAUUACCCCUAAAUUUUAUUCAAAGCAAAGCACAGUAGCAGCCCCAGAAGCUAGCACGGUUUGCUCUGAACUUCAUUUCUCUUCUGAAAUUUUCAUUUCCUCAUCUCUCAACUCUCUGUUAUGAUCUGAAGUCUUAAGUUUCAGUACGACCAGUUAUCUUUUGAUAUUUUUUCUUCUCUCAAGUCCCUCUACCCCCAAGAAUUCCUUGUUUUUUUUUUUUUCGAAAAAACUUUCUUAAUUAAUUGGAUCGAGAAUUUGCGUUGACUUCCGCGAAGUUAUUUAGAUCUUGGGGCCGAUCAAUUAAGUUUCCGUUGGAAAUUAGAAGGCCGAAAAGGAGAAGAUUAGCGAUUUGGUCAAUCACAAUCACUUAAGAGUUCUAUCAACAAAGUUACAGAGAUGUAUUCCACAGAGUCUAUUGUUCAAGAUGCCUUAGAUGAGCUCCAGUCCAUCAGCCAAAAAUUAUCUGAUUUAUUCCCAGAUUUGGAACUUUAUGAUCUGCGGCAGUUGUUGGAAUGGGGGAGAUGGUUUUAUUUGUGGGGAAGAAAGUGGGGCGAUGAACAAGAUGUGGGCUGGGAAACUGCAGUGUGUACAGUGGAGGAGUCUCUUCACAGACAUUCCCUGGAAAUUCUGUUUCUUUGUCUCCGGUUCAAGGAGAAAUUGCUGAGGGUUGAUGAUUCUGAUGAGAGAUGGGAUGAUGAUUCGGAGGGAUGGGAUGAUGUGCUUAAAGAUUUUCUUCGGAGAAUUAUUGGAUCGGUGCAACCAGGAAUUGAGGAAUUGGUCAGAAUGUUGGGGACAGAUCUCACGUUGCAAACAAGAUCUUCUUCUCGAACAGAAGUGAAGCAACUGCUGGACAGCGUCGACUUCAUUCUUCACACUUGUCAGAGUCUUGAAUCUCACACUCUUCAUGAAACCGUAACGUUCAUGAAGAACUUCAUUCGCUUUGCUACGCUUCACGGACUUGAGGAUAGGCAGAUCAUCGGAGAUCUCUUGACUCACUUUGAACGUGUGUUUAUUCAAUCUGCAGUCCUACUUUUUGGUACUUGGGUUCAAGAAGGUUAUCUUUCAACAGAUUCUCAUCGUGAACUUCUGAGAAAAAUUCAGCCUGUUGAGUCGCGUGUUUGUGAGAUUUAUGUUGGUGUCUUGCAAGAUGUUUCAAAGUUUUCAGGGUCCUCCUUCCAUCCCACUAAAGUAACUCAUGCAUUGGUGUUUAGAGACUUUGUGGAUUCUCUCAUUUUUCUGAUUUUGAACCUUUUCUUCCGUGAUUGCAUUUUUGUGGACAUGUUUCACCACGAAAUGCAUAAAGUGCAUGAGGGACUCUCAUUCUUGAGAACCACUCUAUCAAAGCACCAUGACAAGCUUGAUGACCUCAUUAGACCUUUGAUUUGUGAGGCAGGCAUCAUGAUUUUUCAUCUCUAUCAAGAAAAUGGAGAACAAAGAGGAAGGUUGGUUGCAAAAUUAGAGCUCCUUUUUUCCAAUUUCGAGACAAAACUCCAAAUUCUCAAGGCUGCAGAAGAAGACGCGCCAAGGUUUCCACCAGCAUCAGCAUAUCCCCAAACAAACUUGUUGGGUUUUAUUGACUCUGUCUUGGAAAAAAUAAAGUCAUUCGUAAUUCAAGUUUCUUCAGAAAAGGAUAAGUUCCGAGCCCUCCACGAUGAUCUUACAGUUUUAAGAUCUUUUGUAGUCCAUGAUAAUGGGAUGACGAUCCAAGAUCUCUCGAGUCGCAUUGCAGCGGUAGCUUAUGACACGGAGUUUGUACUUGAUUCUUUGGUUGUUGCUGGUAAACCACUCCGGACGAGCCUUAUCGUGCAGCUUGAUGUUAUCAUAACAGAGAUUGAGCUUAUUAAGACUCAGGUCUCGGAGAUUCCUUGGAGUAUGGAGCCAACCAUUGAAGUUCAAAAGAUUAGUCAAGCUAACCUUAAGAUGGCACCAGCAGUUGGUAAGAUCCCAGAUUCCAAUGAGAGAGUGGUGGGCUUGGAUGACGAGGCAAAAAUCAUCAUCGAUAGACUCACUAGAGGGACAAAACAGUUAAAUGUGGUUUCGAUUGUGGGCAUGGCCGGAUUAGGUAAAACUAGUUUGGCCAAGAAAGUUGAUCAUCAUUCCCACAUCUCUCAUCACUUCCAGGUUCGCUCUUGGGUCACCGUGUCUCAAGAAUACAACACAAAAAGUUUGUUGAUUGGGAUUUUAAGCGGUCUGGACCAAAAUUCAACUGGAGCGUAUAUAAAUAUGAGGGAAGAUGAUUUGGCUGAAAGACUCCGUAAACGGUUGAAGGGAAUCAGAUAUCUUAUGAUCUUGGAUGAUAUUUGGGAUACUCGAGUAUGGAAUAGUUUGAAAAUGUCAUUCCCAGACGAUGAUAAGGGUAGCAGAAUCCUCCUAACCAGUCGACAGGAGACUAUUGGUUUGGAAAUCAAUCCACACUCUGAACCUCACCGUCUUCGUGCACUAAAUGAUGAUGAGAGUUGGGAGUUAUUUCGGAAGAAGAUGUGCUUUGACCAAAGUUGUCCAUCGGAAGAAGUAAUUGCUCGUGCCAAGACAAUAGCAAAAUCCUGCAAGGGAUUGCCGCUGAUGAUUUUAAUUGUUGCAGGAUUUCUCACUAAUACAGAGCCAAGUAAGUGGGAAGAAGUUGAAGAAAUGCUAAAAACAGGUAGUGCAAUGGCUGCAGAUCAGUGCAUGGAGACUCUUGAGUUGAGUUAUCGACAUUUGCCAAACCAUUUGAAACCAUGCUUUCUUUAUCUGGGAGCGUUUGAAGAGGACGAAUCAAUACCUGUUCACGAGAUUUUACGGCUAUGGAUUGCAGAAGGAUUCGUGCAGGAAACUGCAGGAAGAGAGUGCUUAGAGGAUGUUGCAAAGGGUUACAUGAUGGAGUUGGUACAGAGAAAUCUAGUGAUGGUUGCUGGAAGAGAUCUCCUAGGCCAGAUACGAUGGUGUGUCCUUCAUGACUUGCUACGCGAUUUCGCCAUAGCAAGAAGCAAAGAAGAACACUUUAUGCAUCGGCUACGUGGUCAGGAGCUUAAUGGUUGUGUUGAGGCUAGCCAGCCGUACAGGUUAACUAUUGAUUUCAGCGGACCAGAGAAAUUCUCAGAAUCGAGGUCCCUCUAUCCUCGUCUACGCACACUGUUGUCUGUUACAAAACCCAAAGUCUAUCCACUAACAACAUCUCUAUACAAGUUUUUCCAGUUCAAGCUUAUAAGAGUUUUGGUCUUAAGCCGAGAAUUUGAGUUUGAUACAUUCCCAUGUGUGAUUCUACCACUUGUCCAGUUGAAAUACUUGGAUUUCGCAGUUUCUUUUACUUCAGAAAUAAUCAUCCCAUCGUCAAUUCUCAAUCUCUCAGAUUUGGAGACUUUGAUUGUUGGUGGUGACAGAGUUUUGUUGCCGGAUACUUUUUGGGGUAUGAAAAAAUUAAGGCAUCUGGAAGGAGCUCGGGAGUGGGUAUUGCCAUCAGAGAUUCCCGUAGCCAAUUUGGAGAAUUUGCAGACUUUCUCGACUGUAACAUUCACCUGCAGCCAAACGAUGGUGGGAGUAGUGAAGAAGUUACCAAAUCUCCGGACACUAGUCUGUCAUCUCGAUCUGGGUGGAGGAGAGUGCACUGUGGAUUUCAUCCCUUUGAAUCAACUCGAAUCACUCUUCAUCACUACUCGUGGGAGGAACCUUUUUCAAUUUCGAUUUCCCCAGAAUCUGAAGGAUCUAUGUCUGUGUUCAACUUGCCUUCCAUGGAGUGAAGUUUCAGCUAUUGGAAGGCUACCAAAUCUUGAAGCUCUCCAAUUGGAUUUGAAUGAAUACAAGGGGGAAAAUUGGGACAUUGAAGAAGAAGACACAUUCCCCAAACUCAGAGUGUUGGAAUUAGACGGCAUGGCCAGUUUGGAGAGAUGGACAACGGCUUCGGAUGACGACUUCCCAUCUAUUGAGACAUUGAUACUGGGAUACUGCAAUUGCUUAAAGGAAAUCCCUUCUUGUAUAGCCCAACGUUCAACCCUUCAGAUGAUUGAGGUCAAGGAUUGUCCACGUGUCUUUGAUUCGGUAAAGGAAAUUCAUGAAACGCAGAUGGAUUAUGGAAAUGAAGAUCUACGGAUAUAUCUGGACGGCCAACAACUAACAAAAGAGUAA
This is a messenger RNA of Oldenlandia corymbosa var. corymbosa, 4900 nucleotides long. The record is from the annotation of a GenBank genome assembly. Lineage: Eukaryota; Viridiplantae; Streptophyta; Magnoliopsida; Gentianales; Rubiaceae.